CCAUACACUCACUCGUACACCCACACAGGUUUUCGCUUACCCACGCCUACAUGAGUUCCUUAGACAUCAAUCGAAGGGCUCCGUUUGCGCACCGCAAUCAGACAGACACACAGACAGACAGACAGAGGGCACACCGAAUGAACCAAAUUCUUCUCCAGAGGCACAGCUCACAUCACAUGCACUCAUCCAUCCCUUCCUUCCUCCCUCGCAUGUGCGAGACCGAUAAGCCAAUCACAUCCAUCCAUCCAUCCAUCCAUCCACAGGUGCAUCCCAUUCCCCCUCACGAAGUUGCUUCCCUGAGGAGCCGCUUCUUCUCAACUCGGUACCUCACGGCCAGCCUCUCACGUUGACUCGCCCUCGGCUCACUGCGGGUCGAUAUCGCCCGGAUGUUUUGACUCCCUGACGCACCGGCAUCGAGCUCCGUCAGGUCUUGCUCGAGUGUGGUGGGCAGCUUGGACAGCUCCGUGGCCGCUGCAGCCCGCAGCACCACCGAUGCUCUCCGCUCGUUGGACUCAGACACCUCCUCACCGAACCUCUGGAUGAAAGAAAGCCAUUGAAACAGACGCACACACACAGGGAGAGAGAGAGGGUGGCUGCCUCCUUGUUUGUUUGCGUGCCUGAAGCGGCAGGUUUGUUUCUUGGUCUCCGUGUGCGACGAGGAAGCGAAUGAGCUGCUGCGACCCGCUGUCGAAACACGCCCUCCCACCCACACGCCUCUCUAUCACCAACUGCACACACAACAAUCCAUCCCACGAUGGAUAUGGAUGAAUGGAUAUUUGUCCCUCUCCUGCUGACCGUCCUGAGCAUGUCGACGUAUCCCUGCUGCUGCAGCUGCUGCAGCCGCUUCAGCAGCCUCUCCGCCAGCCGCUCGGACCCGUCGUCCUUAGUGGCGAAGAACUCAUCAUCGCCAUUGUUUGCGGCCAUGGCUCUCAGUUGGCUGAUGCACUGGGGGUCUCGGAGGGUUUUGAUGAUGUCGAUGACGUAGGUGUCGUGCGGAUUGCCCUCCUCAAUGAAGCCGUAUUGCUGCAGCAGCUGGUCGUUGCUCCGCGCACCGUAGCUACAUGCACCCACACACACAAAAAGACCCGUAGAGUAGAGUGAGUGAUUUUUGUGGCUGAUUGAUUCACUUCACUGUCACUGACUUGAGGCAGAUCUGUUCGUUGGGAGACUUGCCUUCGGCGGCGGGCACUUCGAAUUGACCCAUCAGACCAUUGAAUUCGACAGUUGUCUGCGGGCAGCCGGACACGCGAUAUCACCCACUGCUGAGGACGGCCCUUUGCCUGUCUGUCUGUCUGUCUGUCUGCCAGCAGCGUGUCAGUCAGUAUAGGCAGACGUCGGCUUGCCUCUGUGUGUGAGGAGUGGUUCAAGAGAUCGAUGCCUGGGAUGAGGAAGCGACUCCCGCCCUGACGCUGGAACACUCGCCAAGCAUUCCAAGCCUGCAAACACACACACAGACGGAGCGUGAUUACGCCAAGGCACACACAGUAUGGUGGGCCCCCCUGGCCUACAAAGAUUGAGAAGAAGAUUGCGGCGAGUGUGUUGAGGCCAACCGAGAGCCACUCAGGUGUAUCCAACACAGAAGACAGCAGCUUCUCGGCCACCGAGAAGCCGACCACCGAUGGCAGAAAGCGAAAGUCGUAGAGGGCCUCUGAAGUGGCGAUACUACGCGACCGCACCACGUCCAGAGCCCAGAAGAAGUCAUCCUCUGAGAUGUCGACAGUCUCUCUGCCCGCCGCUCUCGCCUCCAGCAUGGCAGCCCUCAGCUUCCGAUACCCAUCUCUCCACUUCUGCUGCUGUGCGCGGAGCCGCUGCUGAAUGUAGGGGCACUGCAAAGCGGCGAUCUCGCUCUCCUGCCAGAAGAAGGGCACGGUGGUCUGGCCGCUCUUGGGCAGCAGGCUGAUCCAGCUGCUGAAGUCCGACGCCUCUCCCUGCCUCUUCUCAUAGAGGAGCGUCAGAGCCAUCCGCACGUCCCACGGUGCCUCGCCACAGUAGCCGUCAGACAGGAAGGGGAACGGAUUGGCGUCCGCCCUGGCGCCCUUGCUCGUCGACGAGAGAGCCUCCAGCGUCUGGUACUUGGGCACGCCCAGCAUGAUCUCGCCGGCCUUGACCGUAUCCGUCGCAAUAAGGCCGCGCACCGCACCCUCGGCCAUGGCAAACUCGCCCAGCGCCACUGCUGGGUGCCGAAACAAGCCCAGAUCCGCGGAAAGCUGGUCGAGAUCUGGGCUGCUGAUUCGCCUUGCAGCAGGUGUGGCUUCGGAAUGGGCUGGAUGAUGAGUCGCCAACGUCGCGGCCGGCUCCAUCUUGGUGUCUGAGGCGGCCAUCGGCAUCUUGGUGCGUGCUUCAUUGCGAGAAGACGAUGUGAGUUGCGGCCUUGGCAGAGCGAGAUCAGCAUUCAGGAAGGGAUGGUGGUCGUGGCCAAUCGAUAACGUGCCGCGGACGAGGGCGAGGGACGCCAGAAGGGCAAAGGAUAUGAGAGUCCUCGUCGUGAUCAUGAGUAGUUUUCGGCCAGGACGGGUUGGGCUGAUGAAGAUCCAGUCAGGAACAAGCACUGCGUCGCUUCCCUUGCUUUCUCUCCCCCGAUCCCGUGUGCG
Molecule: messenger RNA, 2591 nt
Organism: Vitrella brassicaformis
Lineage: Eukaryota; Vitrellaceae
Source: the annotation of a GenBank genome assembly